Molecule: messenger RNA, 4202 nt
Organism: Notolabrus celidotus (New Zealand spotty)
Lineage: Eukaryota; Metazoa; Chordata; Actinopteri; Labriformes; Labridae
Gene: ehbp1l1b
Product: EH domain binding protein 1-like 1b
Exons: 20
Coding region: 910-3462 (850 amino acids)
Molecular function (GO): protein binding
Source: RefSeq, a predicted model, not a curated record
ACACACACACACACACACCCACACCACACUGACAUGACUUGGUUGGCACUGUCCAUGGAAACUAUUCCUCUGCAGUUUACUGGAUGAAACAGACUUUUUUCCUGAGGAGCUGCUGGAUGACGCAGCUGGGACUCAGGAAGUCAUAACUAUGAGUUCAGUUUUAAACCAACAAGCCCUCAUGUGUCUCACUCCACUUCAGCAUUAUUUAACCCUGCAGAGCUGCCUACAGGAGCUCCAAGUUUUUAGUGUCAGUGUCAGAUAAGCCUGUUCCAGUGACAUAGACAGUGCGGAUCAAAGUCUGCAGGCAGGACUGAAGUCUGUUACCUCAGUGCGGAUAGGCAGCGAGAUAAAGGAGUUUGCAUACUGCUGCAUCACCAGCCCUCUCUCCCUCUCUCUCUCUCUCUCUCUCUCUCUCUCUCUCUCUCUUUGCAUAUCCUGUCUCACUCCCUGCCUGUCUCUCUCGCGGAAGGAGGGAGGUGAAAGCUUGCAGUGGAUUUUACAUGAGCUACAACAAGGCUUGACUAAGCGAUACAGUUUCCAUGUGGAUGUGAGCCAAAAGGAGAGAGGGCGAGGUGGUCAAUGAGAGCGCGUGCAGUUGUUUGGCUGAAACUUUAGGCGUUUAGUUGAAUGACAGCGCGCGCAGGGCGGACUCGGUUCCUCUUUGAUGCUCGCCUCAUAUAAUCACUUCUGUUAAAAAGCUCUUCUCAUCUUUUCCUCAUUCCUCAUUUAACUUUUUGCCAAUGAGCGCGAGUCGCAGCUUGUGUGGAGUUCAUCAUCAUCAUCAUCAUCAGGAGCAGGAGGAAGAGAGCGCGCGGACCUCUUAAGGGGAAACUUUGACUUUUACGCGCGGAGGAGUCCAGCCUGUUUUCUGUCUGUCUCUUUGUUUGUUUGUUGUUACCUGAGGAAGUCAUGACUUCUGUGUGGAAGAGAUUACAGAGAGUCGGUAAAAAGGCUUCAAAGUUCCAGUUUGUCGCCUCCUACCAGGAACUGGUGUUGGAGUGUACCAAGAAAUGGCAACCAGACAAGCUGAGGGUGGUGUGGACCAGGAGGAACAGACGCAUGUGCUCCAAGCUCCACAGUUGGCAGCCUGGAAUCAAAAACCCCUACAGAGGCAUGGUGGUGUGGCCCGUCCCAGAAAACAUCGACAUCUCUGUGACGCUUUUCAAGGAGAUCAACGCUGACGAGUUUGAGGACAAAGAGUGGACCUUUGUCAUAGAGGGUGAAAACAAGGGGCAUCGUAAGGUGUUAGCCUCUGCAGACAUCAACCUGAAAAAGUUUGCCAGUCCGACACCGACCCAGACCGACCUCACGCUGACUCUGAAGCCGCUGUCCGUCAAAGUGGUGGAGGCCUCGCUCAAGCUGUCGCUGUCCUGUGUCUUCGUUCGGGAGGGGAAGGCCACAGAUGAAGACAUGCAGAGUCUGGCCAGCUUGAUGAGCGUCAAACCGGCAGACAUCGGCAACAUGGACGACUUCAACGAGAGCGAUGAAGAGGAGGAGAAGAAGUCUCUCACAGCUACAGGCCCAAAGUUCCCCCUCAUCCAAGAAGACAAUGAAACAUCUCCGAGCCAAGACGAGAGCUCUCCUCGAAACAUCCAAGCUGCAGCAAAUACAUCCGACUCGAAGGCGGCCGUCACAGAAAACAAAGCUGGAGCAGCAAAGAUCAGCUCACACAAAGAAGAUGCCGCAGAGGUUGACGCAUCAAAAGACUCAGAAACACAUCCCACUGUGACACCUCCAGCUCAACCCAGCGCACCACAAACUAAAGAGGAGCUCAAAGAGCCCCACAAGGAACCAGAAACCUCCGUUAAGGUUCCCCUCAAACCAGAAGAAGAGCGCAAAGCUUUGGCGCUGGAGCCGCUGCAGCCUUCCAAACCGGAACCUAGUCUGCAGCCAGAACCAGUCCUCCUCCAUGAGACAGGAAAACCACAACAAGAGGGAUCGGAUGAGGAGAAACCGGCAGAAGUCGUGGAGAGUUCGGUCAACAAUAAGGAGCCGGUGUUCGAGGGAGAGAAGCAGCUGUGGGCGACCGUGGAGGAGACGACAUCAGAGACAGGAGGAGUGGAGAGUAGAGAGAGCGCUGAAGAAAAGGAGGAUGAGGGAGGUGUAACAGGGGGGCUAAAGAGCCAAGCUGACAUGUCUGCAGGGAAAAAAGCACCAUCACAGCACGAUGACAUGAAAUCAUCUCGUCUCCCUACAUUACAAGAAGAAGACACCACUGACAGUAAAUCCUCUAAUCGUUUUCCUCUGGUCAGAGAGGAGGCUGAUGGGAAGGAUGAUGUAGCUGAGGGUCUGGUGAACUCCAGCCAGUCGUUGCUCCAGUGGUGUCAGGAUAUCACCAGCAGUUAUAAGGGGGUAAAGGUCACAAACUUCAGCACAUCAUGGAGGAACGGCCUGGCCUUCUGCGCCAUCCUGCAUCACUUCCAUUCAGACAAAAUAGAUUUUGAUAAGUUGGAUUCUCACGACAUCAAGCUCAACAACAAGAAGGCUUUCGACGGUUUCGAGGCGCUGGGCAUCUCUCGUCUGCUGGAGCCGUCAGACAUGGUUCUCCUGUCGGUCCCUGACAGGCUCAUAGUCAUGACUUACCUCAGUCAGAUCCGCUCACACUUCACCAACCAGGAGCUGAGUGUUCUGCAGAUCGAGCACAACAGCAGCCAGUCCAGCUACGGCCUCGCUCCCUCUGGUCCCGUUCCCACUAACGUGGACGCGGCCGCUUUCUGCAUGGCCAGACUGAACGAAGGAGUGAGUCUGGAGGAAGGAGGCAGCAGCACGCUGGUCGUCCCUCCACCCAGGACGAAACGACUGGUGAAAGUGGACGAGUCGUUAACCCCGGUCCCUCCCCCAAGAUCCAUCAACAAAGCAGUUAAAUCAGGGGAUGAAGACCCAACAUCUCACUCUUCAUCAGAAAUCACUAAAAGCACAGAGUCUCAGAGUGCAGCAGACACACAGCCUCCCAAACAAGAGGACGAACCCAUGGACACUAGUCAGUAUGUGCUGAGCGAGCUGGCGGCGUUGGAGAUCGAGCAGAAGCACAUCGACAGCAGAGCGGCCGUGGUGGAGAGACGACUCAGGAGCCUCAUGGAAACAGGAAGUGACCGUGGUGAGGAGGAGAGGCUGAUCCAGGAGUGGUUCACUCUGGUGAACAAGAAGAACGCUCUGAUUCGCAGACAGGACCACCUGGAGCUGCUGCAAGAGGAACAGGAUCUGGAGAGGAGGUUUGAGCUUCUGACCAGAGAGCUACGGGUCAUGAUGGCUAUUGAAGAAUGGCAGAAGUCAUCCACUCAGCAGCAGAGGGAGCAGCUGCUCCUCACAGAGCUCGUGUCUCUGGUCAACCAACGAGACGAGAUCAUCAGAGAUAUCGAUGCCAAGGAGCGAGGGGCGAUGGAGGAGGAUGAGCGUCUGGAGCGAGGUCUUGAGAUGAGAAGGAAAAAAUACAACAACAAAGAGAAAUGUGUCCUUCAGUGAUUUAAAAAAAGACGUGUGAAGUCCUGAAAACAUCUCUCAUGUUUUCAUCUGUUUGACGUUUUUGCACACGAUUAAAAGAGGAAUUUAGUUUUUCCCACUUCCUUUAGUGCCUUUGUGUUCCCGGAGAACUGUUAUCAUGGAACUAAAGGCUGAAACACGUGCCUUCUUUGAAGAGUUUUUAUUACUUCAGGUUGUCUUACUGUUAAAGUAUUAUUUUGACUCUGUUCUCAUGUUUUUAUUUAUUUAAACGGUGUGUCAGGUUGUUGUACAUCUAUUACAUUUGUGUGUUUGUGUGUUUAUUCUUCUGUGACUUCGCUCCAGAGUCACUGGCGUUUCCUUAGUCAUGACCAGAUGUUGUGAAGUUCCUUCAUAUUUAACCAAAAAAGUUUUCAGUUUUUUGUUUUUCAGCAUUUCAUUUUUAGACAUGUCCUCCUUGAGAGUGAGAAAUGUUUGGCUGUGACAUGCAGAGACUCGUAAGUUAUAAAUGACACUCAGUAAGUCAUGAGCUGGACUCAACCCCAGGACGUUAAGAGUGAAGAGAUGUUGUAGAUGUCAGAUAGUGAAAGUUUCAUCAUAUUUAAGUGUUUUUGAAUCCCUUAUGAGCACAAAUAUAGUCAGAGCGUUAUUCAGAGUGCCUUUAAUCAGCCGUCACGUACGCAGCUGUGAAUGUGUUUCCUUGUUUGUGUGUCCUGUGACUCGUUUGAGAUGUGCUGUUCAAAUGAAACUCUACUGUAAACUCA